Messenger RNA from Rhincodon typus (whale shark), 3621 nucleotides. It is a transcript of the gene shtn1, whose product is annotated as shootin 1. The transcript is spliced from 15 exons. The record is from RefSeq and is a predicted model, not a curated record. Gene Ontology annotation, molecular function: actin binding. Bases 116 to 1627 code for a protein of 503 amino acids. NCBI's taxonomy places the organism in Eukaryota, Metazoa, Chordata, Chondrichthyes, Orectolobiformes, Rhincodontidae.
UCCUUCGGGAGUGUGAGGUCCAGCUGGAGGUGAGCCAGCAUCGGGCAAUCUCUCCGCUUCCUGUUUACAUUUCAAAUCCGGGACCGGAGUAACUCACUCACAGUCCCGAGCAAAGAUGGCCUCUCGUGAGGAAGAAAAUCACAUCAGAAAUCUGAACGAAUUCUCGAAACAAGCAAUUGACGAAUGUGAAGAACUGAUAAAAGAAAAUGAGAGAAUAAGAGAUCAGAAUGCAAAAUUGAUUGAAGAAAAAAAUUAUGCUAUUCAUCAACUGAAGGAGUUUCAUAGGGUUUCACAGCUGGUGAUUGAGGAAGUCGGUACCGUACAAAACCACCUUGACAUUGGGAAAAGUUGCCGUGAAAGUGCAGAAGUAUUUGCUUCAAAGCUGGACAAAGACAACAAGUUUCUUAAAAGAAUCAGCAUGUUGUACAUGGCACAACUUGGAAAGGAGACCAUCCCUCUAAACCUGUCUUUAGAUGAGGAUUCAGCAAUUGAUACGACAAAUACAACAUUAGACAAAGAUGCCAGAUGUUCCUCAGUUGACUGCCAACAGCAAAUUCAAGAGCUUCGAAAUGAGUUGAUAUCAACACUGGAAGAGAAGAAGCAGCUAUCCUUUCAGUUGGAAAACCUGAAAGGUCUUUGGGAGGACCUAACUGAUAAAUUACAGAAGGAAGAACAGAGAAAUAUUGAUCUGGCUGCUGAAAUUGAUAAGCAGAGUCAACUUCUAGCCAAGUACAACAAAGUUUCUAUUUUGGCCCUGGAGGAAUAUGAUGACCUGGAAAAAAGUCUGGAUUUGGAGAAGGAUCUCCGAAAGGAGGCAGAGACCUUUGCGCGUGAGAUGCUUUUGGAACAAAAAAAACUUAAAAGGCAAAGUCAAAUUCUUAUUGAAAAGAUGGUGCCUAACGAGCAGUUGAUGAAAGCGCUUGAUGACCUUGCUGUUGUCACAGAGACUAUAGAGGAGGAGAGAAUUCUGCAUGAGAAAAAGCUAAAUGAGAUGCAGGAAAAAUUAGAUGAUUGCACCCUAAAGAAGGAAGUAAAGUCACUGAUGAAACAGCUUGAGCUUCUCAAAGAAGACAAAGAAGAACUUGAAGUAAAAUGCCAAAAUUAUUCCCAGCAAGUAAAAGAUCUGAAACACACCAUUGAUGAGCUACAGAAGCAGAUCCAACAAGCAGAAAAGCCAAUGCCAUCAUCGCCUCCUCCUCCUCCACCUCCUCCAGUGCCAUCACCCACUUCAAGUCCACUUAAAAAUCUUAUGAUGAUCAUUUGUCAAAGACAGAAAGCAUCCAAUUUGUCUGGGGUUGGAAAGGCUCUAUCUGAAGAAGCAGGAAAACCUUUAGAAGAUCUGAAAAAACAAGCAGUUGAUGAAAUGAUGGAGAGAAUUAAGAAGGGUGUUCACCUGCGGAAAGUUGAUCAUACCAACAGGAUUCGACUGAAUAAGAAUGAACCUCCGGAAGAAAAUGCUCUCCAAGAACUGAGAGCAAUGUUGAAAUCUAGUAAAGUUGGAACACUGACAACCAUUACUCAGGUUACUGAAGAAAAUGAGCUGGAAAGAGUUCUUCGACACAGAAAGGCAGCAACAGAAAGUAAUGCUACUGAUGAGUUCUCAGGAAAAUCUGUUUAUAAUCCAUAGCUAACGAUUUUUAUCCAAGUUGGGCCAUUUUCUUCUACUUAUGGCACAGUGAAUAAAAGUGUUUCAUCACUCAUAUUUUCUUUGGUGUACCUUUUGCAACCUUAAAGAGCUAAACCAAAUUUUCAGCCUUUGGGAACUUAAGAUUUAUGUACUAAUAUAACACCAAUUUUCUGAUUUUAAGGAUUGUAAACCAUAUUUUCAUUUAUAAAUUAACAGCUUUUCAUUUAACAAAGUAAUAGAAAAGUAAAAAAUACUCACCAGAUAGUUCACUUGUCAAUUUUAAAAAUUAGCCAACAGUUAUUUUUCACAAACAGCUGACUGAAUGGCUUACCUUUCUUGACUAAAGGUAGUUAUAGACAGCCUAGUAUUAUAAUAAGAUAUUAUGAUCAGCAUUUCUUAUUUGCCUUCAGGAAAUUACGCCAGGUUUACUGAAUUCAAACCAUUAGCAGGCAUGCAAGUACAUUUUUGUUUCAAUACUUGUGCUUUCAAAACAUUGAGACUUUACCCUUAAAUCACUCCACUAUGUUGGUGUAAAGUCUGGGCUAUGCUGCCAUCUUUCAUGCUCUGAUCCAAAGACUGUUUUUGCAUACUGAAUUUUCACGCAAUAACUGCCUGAUGGUAACUAUAUACUUUGUAUGAUUUCUUUUGACUCUUAGUAAUAUUCGUUGCAUUCUACCACCCUCGUGGUCAGUCUUCUAAGAUUUUUCAGGCAGUUUUUAGCAAGCAGUAUCACUUACACAAUAUCCAUUUGAAUAGAGGAAGAAAAUGGGCUUCUGCUUCACAUUGCCUGGUACUAAAUAUGUGCAAAAAUAGGAGAGAAAUGAGAAUCCAACACUUAAUUACGGUACUGAACAUCUUUCUUCUUGGAAAUCUUUUGAUAAAAUUGAAAGCACUAACUAGGGUUAUAAAUCAAUUUUUUUCCCAAAAAAUGGUAUAAUUCUCCAUUUCAAAGAACCUAAUUAUAGUGAUGCUAUGCAUGAAGAAAUUUUAAAAUUUAAUUAGAUUGGAAUAUCUAAUUAAGAAAAUAUACAGGACAUGAUGAAACCCAAAAGGUUUUGUUGACUUAACAUGAAGCAAAGUGAGAAAAAAUGAAUGCUGUGACAUAUGUUGUGACUUCAAGUGUCUUAUUAACCCCAAGUCUAAGGUGAAUGUUUCAGUAGGCUUAUAUUAGAAGCAUUAACUUUUCUUUCAAAACCAAAUUGUUUGUUUUUAAGUCGACUGAGAGUAAUUGUUCCAUCUGUCAUAUAUGAGGAUUUUGGAUAAAUUGUCAGAACAAUAAGUACUAAGUAAAUGGGAUCAACUUGUUGCUUUGGGCAGUCAUCAGUAAUUGAAGCUUUGGUGCCUCAUACUGUUGAGAAAUAAAUCUAGCUUUUACAGGUGUGUGCCACUCAAAGAUUACAGGGGGAGUUAAAAGGGGUUAGGUCAGCACAAAUGGAAACGGAAAUUACUUGCCUAUCCAAGUCUUGUUAUGGUGUUGCUGUAUUCUAUUCAAGCAAUCUAUUUUUAUUUUCUGACACACAUCUAAGGAUUUCUGAAAAAGUAUGAUAAAUCAUUAAAGAAAGGGGAAAGCAGAAAGCCCAUCCAAAUAUUUUUUAUUUCAAUACAGAAGUUUUGUACCUUUUGGACUUAACUUGCUGAACUGAGGUCAUUAAAAUGAUCACAGGAUGUAUGACAGAGAGUGUUCUGUUUUCUAUCUUUUUAAACUAAUUUUUUCCCAUAGUUCAUUGAUGAGCAGCAAUACUGUUGUACAGUCACUGAGAAAGAGGGGUAAAUUUAACUUGCUUAAGUGAGAGUUUCUUGAAGUUGUCUUUUGUCAACGUGCUCAGGUUUUUGCCUACUCUUUAAAGAUUAGAUUUUAAUAACUGUUCCAAAGUGGCUAUGGUACCAAAGUUUUGAUCCUCUGUAUAAUUUAUUUUGUUGUAUGAAGUACAAAUUACCUUAACGGAAAGGAAAUGAAAUAAACCUGUGCAAAUGCAGGCACAAUACAUGAUAAA